Molecule: messenger RNA, 2300 nt
Organism: Nerophis ophidion (straightnose pipefish)
Lineage: Eukaryota; Metazoa; Chordata; Actinopteri; Syngnathiformes; Syngnathidae
Gene: sdad1
Product: SDA1 domain containing 1
Exons: 22
Coding region: 130-2190 (686 amino acids)
Biological process (GO): ribosomal large subunit export from nucleus; ribosomal large subunit biogenesis
Cellular component (GO): nucleolus
Source: RefSeq, a predicted model, not a curated record
GGAUGUUGCGUAGGUCCCCGGAAGUGACGUCACGGCACAGCAAUGGAAGCGUCCUACCUCGCCACGCGUGCCUGUUGAAAACAUUGAGCAACAUUUUCUUGUCAUCAACAUUAAUAACAACCUUCAGAUAUGUCUGGCCGGCAAAACAACAAGCUGCCAAACAAUUUGCCGCAACUUCAGAAUCUCAUCAAAAGAGACCCGCAGUCGUACGUAGAGGAGUUUUUACAGCAGUACCGACACUACCAGUCUAAUGUGCAGAUCUUCAAACUGCAGCCGGAUAAAGCCAACAAGGAGCUGGCAGACCUUGUUAUGUUUCUGGCUCAGGUUGCCCACUGUUACUUGCAGCAUUUGUCUACUUUCCCCCAAGAGCUGACUGAGUUAUUGCUGAGUCAUCAUACAAUAGUGGACCCUGCUUUAAGGAUGACUUUCUGCAAAGCCUUAAUUCUUUUAAGAAACAAGGACCUGAUUGACCCCACUGGCCUGCUGGAGCUCUUCUUUGAGCUUCUGCGAUGUCACGACAAGCUGCUCAGAAAGACUUUGUACACCCACAUUGUAGCCGACAUCAAAAACAUCAACUCCAAGCACAAAAACAACAAAGUCAACACUUCACUACAGAACUUUAUGUACACCAUGCUGAGAGACCGGAACUCUACCGCGGCCAAAAUAUCGCUGGAUGUCAUGGUGGAGUUGUACAAAAGGAACAUUUGGAACGACGCCAAGACGGUGAACGUCAUUACGACAGCGUGCUUCUCCAAAGAAGCCAAGAUCCUUGUGGCGGCGCUUAAGUUUUUCCUGGGAACAGACGAAGAAGAAAACGAAGGAAGUGAUUCCGAAUCAGAGCAGCCCCAAGGACCAUCCGCGCGUGACUUAAUGACAAGAUAUUCCACGGGCAAGAAAACCACCAAAAACAAGAAGAAGCUAGAAAAAGCCAUGAAAGUCCUCAAGAAACACAAGAAAAAGAGCAAAGUGGAAGUGUUCAACUUUUCUGCCAUUCACCUCAUACAUGAUCCUCAAGACUUCUCAGAGAAGCUCCUGAAGCAGUUGGAAACCUCUAAAGAACGCUUCGAGGUGAAAAUCAUGAUGAUGGAGCUCAUAUCAAGACUGGUGGGAAUCCAUGAGCUCUUCCUCUUCAAUUAUUAUCCCUUCGUCCAGAGGUUUCUACAGCCCCAUCAAAGAGAGGUGACAAAGAUCCUCCUGUGUGCAGCCCAGGCUUCCCAUCACCUCGUUCCUCCUGAGAUUAUCGAGUCGGUGAUCGGGACAAUCGCCAACAACUUUGUGACCGACCGAAACUCCGGCGAGGCCGUGACUGUUGGGAUCAAUGCCAUUAAAGAGGUGGCAGCUCGCUGUCCGCUGGCUAUCACUGAGGAUCUGCUGCACGACCUGGCCUUGUACAAGAAACACAAAGACAAGAAUGUGAUGAUGUCUGCCAGGAGUCUCAUCCAGCUCUUUAGGAAUCUCAACCCAAAGAUACUGCACAAGAAGGACAGGGGAAGACCCACAGAAGCAUCAGUGGAAGCUAAAGUGAAGGACUAUGGUGAGCUUGGAGCUGUAAGCUACAUUCCCGGAGCAGAAGUGCUGGAAGUGGAGGAGGAAGUCAAGGACGGGGAGGCAGAGGAAGACGGCUGGGAGAGCGCCAGUAUCGGUGAUGAUGGCGAAGAUGGGGAGUGGGUGGACGUUUACCACUCAUCUGAUGAAGAUACAGGAGAAGUGGCGGAGAAGCUGAAGAGCGUGCCGGUGGAGGAGCGCGAAGCCAAGGCGGCGGCGGUUAGCAGUAGCAGGCUUCUCACGCAGGACGACUUCAAAAAGAUCCGACUGGCACAAAUGGCCAAGGAGGUCAACGCUGCGCCGGGGAAAGGGACAAAGAGGAAAGCAGCGGACAGUGAUGAAGAAGAAUACAGGGGAGAGUUGCUGACCUUAAGAGAUAUUGAGAAGCUGCAUAAGAAACCAAAAGCAAACAAGGAGACGCGAUUGGCAACAGCAAUGGCGGGUCGAACAGACCGCAAGGAGUUUGUGAAGAAAAGGACCAAAUUGAACCCUCACGCCAGCACCAGCAACAAGGAAAAGAGGCGUACGAAGAACUUCAUGAUGAUGAGACACAGCCAGAGCGUCCGUACUAAAGGCAAGCGCUCCUUCAGAGAGAAACAGAUUGCCCUUCGGGAUGCACUCCUCAAAAAGAAGAAGAUGCAGUAAUAUGUAGAUGUCUGACUGCAUCAUCAUGUGUAUAUUCCUUCAAUAUUAUUGUGUUAUUUCCAACAAAUCAGCUGCAUUCAGCUUUUUUAAAUAAAAUUGUGAUCAUGAAA